Molecule: messenger RNA, 786 nt
Organism: Solanum verrucosum
Lineage: Eukaryota; Viridiplantae; Streptophyta; Magnoliopsida; Solanales; Solanaceae
Product: probable WRKY transcription factor 69
Exons: 3
Coding region: 1-786 (261 amino acids)
Biological process (GO): regulation of DNA-templated transcription
Cellular component (GO): nucleus
Molecular function (GO): transcription cis-regulatory region binding; DNA-binding transcription factor activity
Source: RefSeq, a predicted model, not a curated record
AUGGAAGGUGUGAAGCUACAAAAAGAUCCAUAUUUUCAUAAGCAAGAAGAGUCAUUUCAAAGGCAUUCGAUAAAAUUAAAACGAUACAGAGAAGAUUCUAUAGCAGAAAAUUCAGCUGAGGAAUCUUUAUCUGGCGAUGAUGAAAUAACUGAAGUUAACAUGCCAUUACCAAGAAAAUUAAGUAAAAAGGGAGCAAAGAAGAGAGUAAUUUCAGUGCCAAUUAAAGAUUGUGAUAUAUCAAGAAGUAAUUAUAAAGGGGAUGUUUAUCCUCCAUCUGAUUCUUGUACUUGGAGGAAGUAUGGCCAAAAACCAAUUAAAGGAUCACCUUAUCCCAGGGGUUAUUAUCGAUGUAGUAGUUCAAAAGGUUGUCCAGCAAAAAAACAAGUAGAGCGUUGCCACCAUGACCCCAAUGUACUCAUUAUCACCUACUCCUCCCACCACAACCACCCUCUUACGGCGGCCGCCACCAAACACCGCCACCUGACCACCACUUCUACCACCACAAACACCGAUCAAUCGGCCGUCUUCACCUACCAACCCGAAAACGACUUCAUCAUGGCCGAGGUCUGUGCCGGAGAGUUAUUAGGUUGUUUCUCCUAUGUGGGGCCCACAUUGUUAGAAUAUUGUACUUCGCCGACGAUGGUGGGGUCCACUUGGGUUGAUGAUGAUGUGGCAUUCAUGUUGCCGAUCGGCGAGGAGGACCAAUCAUUGUUCGGUGAUCUCGGUGAGUUACCGGAAUGUUCGAUGGUUUUUCGACGUUAUAAUCGUAGUGUCGAUAGUAUAUGA